GUUUCGGUUGAGACCCGAGUCUUUGGCGUGCGCAUCACCAACGCGUCUCCGUCAGCCAUCCACAGAAUGGGCUCCGGCCUUUCAUCCAUCUCGCUGCGGCUACCCAAGGCGGCUGGAAGACGUUGUGCCAGAGACGAUGAGGCCACUGAGAGGUGGGCAAGACGACAGUGUGCAAACACACAGGCGUAAGCAGCAUGUGCACUGGCGCUAAUUUGGGCUUCUUCCUCCGCCUUCCUGCGCAGCGUCCCGGGCAGGCAGGAUGGCUCUUUGCAGAUUCCGUCGGCAGAGGAGGGCAAGCCAAAGGCGACUCUUGACCAGCAAGGGACCAUGGCGAGCAGCGGGCCUCGCCGCAAGAGCGUGACGGUGCCUGUGGUGGAGGGCGACUCUACCGUGAGAUUUCAGGAGGUACCAAAGAAAGGAUGCACUUUGGCAUGAAUGGCUGCAUGGCCUGGCAAUACAUUCAUGUGUGUAGGUCACGCUGCCCACGACGCGUACUCUACUUCAGUUGCGUAUCGAGAAGGUGCCGAAUUGCACCAUCCCCAUCCAUCCAUACUCCAACGUGAGCAAGAUAUGGAGCGUCGCUGUAGCCAUCCUGCUGAGUGAGUGAGGGAGGGAGAGAAGAGGAGUGGAUGUGCACAGACCACAUGCACCGACACAAACAUGCCAUGUGUCUCCUAUGCGUGUGCGCGCGUCAGUGUAUACGGCGUCGGUCAUGCCUUAUCGGAUCUGUUUCCUCGAGAUCACCAAGAGGGGCGAUUUCAGCAACCCAUGGACGACGAUUGAGAUUAUCGUUGACGUGGGAUUCUUCACCGACGUCAUAAUGAACUUUAAUACAGGGUGGGCGCUUACGUUAAAAGUUCAUUCAUUCCACCCUCGCCCGGAAAGAGAGGAAUGGACGUACUUACAUUUGUCGACGUGCUGAUGUGUCUGCAGGUAUUUUGAUAGCGAAGGGAAUGCUGUCAUGGACAGCAGAGAGAUCGCCAAGAACUAUGCCAUGACAUGGUAUGAAAUGCGCCUCACAAAGACAAGCGUGGGAAGUCAUGUCUCUCCGCCUGUAGGUUCCUCCCUGAUCUCAUUGCGUGUCUGCCGUUCACUUGGCUGUCGGGGUCUGGCGAGUCGGAAGACACCAAGGAAUUCGACUGGAACAAACUCGCACGGUGACCGCCCCACGUAUGCGCUUUGCCAUCGUGUGAGACGUCUUCUCUAUGAUCUUCUCUGCAGGCUGGGUGUUCUGAAUCGUGUCUUUCGAAUGCUGAAAAUCCUCCGCCUCUUCAGGCUUGUCAAGGUGAUGCAGAGCCCAUACGAAGCGACAAUGCUGUCUGUCCACUUCAUUUAACGCGUCUUGUUCCUGACCAGGUGCUAAAGAUAUUCAAGAAAAUCGAAGACAUCACUGCAGGCGCCACCAUGGAACAAGCCAGACUUUUUGGAUUUCUCAAGUUUUUAUGUGGGAUGCUGGUCUUCGUUCACGUCAUCGGUUGCUUCUGGUACUUCUCGGUCGGUGAGGGAGUAUACAUUCCUGAGAGCAUCUUCACUGCUGUGUGGCUUUGCACGGUGCCCCAGGCUCGUCUUGCGAAUUUUCACGAUGACACGUGGGUGGUGCGCCACUUUUCUCAGGGCAUUAUCGGCAAUGAGGAGGCGCACAAGGAGUUCUCACUGGCGUCAAAGUACCUCGCGUCAAUCUACUUCGUAAACAGACAGAAGGGACACUGAGUGUCUGAUGGCCCGGACAAUGUGGGCGCGUGCGCGCCUGUAGGUGUUGGCCACGCUGACCACCAUCGGGUUUGCCGAUAUAAUCCCCUUCACGAAUGCGGAAUACUGCUUCGUCUUUGCUUUGAUGUGCACUGGGGUGGGUGAGACACAAGGGCUAUCGACAGACAGAGACACGCAUGUACGCUGUGUGUCCUCCCUGCACAGGUCGCCUUCUACACGACCUCCAUCUCGACCCUCACCAAUGUCCUCUUCUCCAGAGACGCGAGGCAGCAAGCUCUUAAGGAGAAGUGAAGACACACACACAAUCAGCCAGCUAAGCGUAUUUUUGCAUCAUUUAAGUGUCUGUCCUUGAAUGUGUUUUCCUGAAGGCAGUUGGUGCUCAAGACCUUCGCCUCUGAGACACGACUGCCACGUGACACAUACCAGGAGCUCAACCGAAACCUCGAGCACCUCACGGUCAGUCAGUGGGACACUCGCUGCAUUGGGCGGCAUUGCGUGGAAGUGGCUUGCCCGUUUAUUGUUCUGUGAUACAGCACAAAGGGAUGACCUCGGACAUCCGUCGGGCCUAUAACGCCCUAAUGCAGGAGUUUCCCAUCCGUGACCGAUACAGGAUGGCCUGUGCCAUGCACCAAGGCAAGCACACCAGCACGUGCAGAUGCAUGCGGAUCACCCCAACGCAGAAUAGUGGGAGAGAGUGUGUGUGUGUGUGUGUGUCAGGUCGGCACAUGGAGAUUCCCUUCUUCGCUGACCGCAAGGACGACGAGCUGUCUAUUGCCAUGGUAAGGAGAGUGAACCAGGGAAUGGGAUACACACACAUCCGGUCAGUGUUCCUUGUAUGACGACUGACUGAUAGGUGGCCCCUCGUCUCCGUCUGGUUCAGUUCCUUCCAAUGGAGAUCAUCUACCACAGAGGGGACCACCCUGGUCAGCUUGCCAACGCCUCAGCUCUUGUUCACAAGCUUGUUCACAAGCCUAAUCGCGCGUUCUGUGCUGUCAUUUUGCAUGUGUCUCUUCCUCAGUGAAUUGUUACUUCCUCUGCAAGGGCACGGUGGGCUAUCUGAGCGGCGGCGAGUGGGGACACUUUCCUUACCAGCUGCUGCCAGUAAGAGGGGGAGAGAAGAAUGCAUGGAGCACCAUAGCGACACUGAAUGGUGUGCGUCCCGGCUGACUCACUCAGCACGGAUCGUAUUUUGGUGAGAGUGAGAUCAUGGUCCCGGCCAAGAGACAGUACACGGUCAGAGCGGAAACCAAAUCCGAGUGCCUCGUCAUCUCAAAAAAGGUACACAGACAUUCCAUCCUCUAUACUUUGAUGUACUUCGUGGCAUUGCUUGUGGAUCCUGUCCUGCAGGAUCUCUUCACGGUUUUUCUUGAGUUUCCUGAAAUCGCCGCUGAGCUCCGUGAGACGGCAUUGGCGAGGGAGGAGAAGGCAAGAAAACGAUCGAUGCUUACGAGAAGGUGACACUGCAUGUCUGCUGAAGACUCGCAUCCCAGGACGAUUUACUUUGUUUGUCUCCUUCUUAGGGCCCCGCGUAGCCCAUCCCGCAAGAGGACGAUGGAGCGGCGGUCGCAGUCGUGCCUCGACAUCGGCUAUGAGAGCUCGUCUCUCUUCCUGGAGAGCCCCCCCGGUCCCCUGUCAGCCGUCUCGCCUGUGGCAAAAAGGCAGGAGGAGCCGCGGACAGUACCAGUCAAGCUCAGGCAGAAGAGCGCCACUGAGGACCUGACGAGCUCGGCCUCGUCCAGUGCGGUUGCCACUGCUGACACCGAUGGGGACCCGGUGCUCAGUAAGAGUGCGGUGGAGACCGGGAAGGAGAUGGAGGGACCUGGGCAGAGGUAAGAAUAGAUAGACAGGAAUGUGGUCAAGGCCAAUCCGUGUCUCGACUGUUGGUGGCUUCCAAUCAGGUCCACCAUCCGCACUGUGUCCUUCACUCCCGGCGACACGCAAGCACCAAGCCGUCCGGCCGGCCGUCAGAAGCAAGAGGCCCCCCUGCACAGCAGCCCUCCUCCCAUGCUCACCGGCACGUCCGCUCAUCCCCCCACACCCUGCAAUGAGCAGGACGGAGACACCACCCCUUUGUGGGUGCAGGAGCUCGUCACGAGUGCCGUCAUAGAGCAGACUGAUGCUGAUGCUCCCGUGCCUUGUGCCGACAGGCAGGAGACACAGUUCUUGUGUGGCGGGUCGUCUCAUGCGCAUCUUGUCGAGGUGCCCACGAGGGCGCCCACUGUUGAGGACGUGCCGGUGUUGCACAGCGAACCGGUCACGGGGCGGGCUGGGUCGAUGGCUGGUGCUCAAAUGGCGGGUAUGUUCAAAUGGGAAGGAGCGCGGACCACCAAUCCCCUGUUUCGGAGCUUCCAUCAAUCCGCCGACGAGUCCCGGCGGUAAGGCACUGCUGUCUCUCUCUGUGUGCGUGUUCAUGUGUCUUUGUCUGUGUGUCUGUCUGUGUCUGUCUGUGUGUCUAGUGGUUCUGCCAGCGACUUGCAGCUGGGUGCUCUGCAUCCUCCUGUCCUUCCGCAGAGUGUGUCUGAGAGACUCGUCAAGUAUGACAACAAUGCUGGAGCGAGCAGUGACCUGGCGUCUCCAUCGAGGGCUGGUGUGCCGACAUCGACGGCCAUACUGGCGGGAUGCACGGCGUCACUCAAGAUCAUCCAGGAGGUGAGCGACCACAGCAGUGGAUGCACUGCACACAUCCGAUGAGGCGUCCGUCAUGUCUCAUCGGAUGUGGUCAUGUCUCCUAUGGGGUGUGUGGGUGUGAUGGAUCCAUUUGUUCCCUGAUGCAGGAGUGCGACAGAGUGCGGAAGGCCUUGGAUGACAAGGCGGCUACGCAUACGGGGGGUGGUGAUGCUCUGGGGAUGGCUGACGUACUAGCCAGACUGACCAACAUCGAGGCACAGGUGUGCAAGAGAGGAUGCAUCGCAUCCAACGCAUGAUAUCAUGCACGGGCAGGGGUGUGUGUGUGGGUGCGCAUUUGUGUAGAUUCGGGUGGCCUCGUCGUGGCAGAAGGCCUUCACCGAAUCGCAGGUGAGUCAGUCGAAACUGGGGCAGCGUACGUGCGCAGGGUGUGCUAAGUGUGUCUCUCUGGCAGAUCGAGGUCAUUAAUUUCCUGAAGGGAUUAGACUUCAACUUGCAGAUGAUCUUGGCAGUAGUCAAUAGAGACUGACUAGCUAUUUCGUGGGUGUGACUGGGUGUGUUGUGUGAUGCUUCCCGCAUAGACAGACAGAUGUCUUUAUGUGUGUACUGUACUGCACUCCCCGAGGCCGCCCGGCGCUGCCAUCAUUUUGGCUGUGCAUGGUCGACGG
This is a messenger RNA of Vitrella brassicaformis, 5003 nucleotides long. Lineage: Eukaryota; Vitrellaceae. The record is from the annotation of a GenBank genome assembly.